AUGAGGGCGAUGAGAUCGCCGAUGGGGGCGCCGACGCGUGCGACGCCCCGACCGCGCGCGCACGUGCGCCGGGUCGCCCCCGCCGGCGCCGACGGCGGCGAAUCCGCUCCGGCGGUACGAUCGCACAAGGUUCGCUGGGAGGAGAAGUACGCCGAGCUCGCCGCGUUCGUGCGCGAGCACGGGCACGCGUCCGUGCCCCCGAGGGACAGAUGGAUCGACCUCAACAAGUGGGUCGUGUACCAGCGUAAACGACGGCGGCAGGGGAUCAUGUCGUCGGAGCAGGAGACGGCGCUGGACGAGCUCGGGGUGUGCUGGGAACCCCGGACCCCGCGACCGGACCGCCGCGGGAUGGAAGACCGAUGGCGGGAGAAGUUCGAAGAGCUUAGCUCAUUCGUCGAGACCAACGGCCACACCCGCGUGCCCAGCGGCUACACCAAGCUGCACAGGUGGCUCCACGAGCAGCGACGCAGCUUCGCCAAGGGUAAGCUGCGAGAGCCGCGUCGGCGGCGGCUGGAAGGUCUCGGCGUGGACCUGAAGUCCGAGUCGAGGAUGAGCUGGGAGGAACGGGUUGAAGAGCUUAAGGAGUUUCGGUCCGAGCACGGGCACUGCAACGUCCCGGCGACUUGGAGGCACAAUCCGUCCUUGGGCGGCUGGGUCAAGCACCAGCGAAUGCAGUUCCGCGCCGAUAAGUUGAAUGCCGAGAGGAAGCGGACGCUGGACGCGCUCGGGUUCAACUGGGAUCCGAAGAAGAAGGACUCGAGGGCGACUGGCUCGAGAUCAUUCCACGUCCGAGAGAAUGUGUCGCCCUGGGCGCUCGUCAACGCAGCGAGGAGUCGGGGUGUCGGCGGCGACCUCGCGCAGGAGAUGGAUACGGUCGGGAAGGGGGCGCGGGUGAGCGUCAUGUGGAUGGGUGAGCCGGACGAGGCGGACGAGGAGGAGAUGGAGAAGGAGGAUGGCAAGGUUCCCGUCGUGGGCGGCUGGGGCAGGAGCUCAGCUACGUACGAGGAAAAGCAGCAUUUCGUGUUUAGGCACAUCGAGGACUGGUGGAAAGGGGACGAUGAAUGCGGUGAGGGCUGGGCUGAGGCUCGCGGAUUGGUCAGGGACAUGCGCUAUAACUAUGCGGUGCAGGCAAAGAAGAGGCGCAUCAAGCCGGAUAUUGUCAUUGAGAUGGAGCAGGACGGGGGCACCAUAUGGGGCCUGGUAAUCGAGGUUGACGAGUUCGCGCAUCGCAGGGGUAAGCACUACAGCUGGCGCGCGGAGGAGAAGCGCAUGCAGGAGCUGCAGACGACCCUCGGCGUGAAGCUGAAGAUCGUUCGCUUCAACCCGGAUCCAACCGGCAGUUUCCCGAUAGGCCUGGAGGAACGAACUUGCAUGCUGCUGGAGCACGUGGUGCAGAGCAUGCAGUCCGCGCCCGUCAGGGACCUCGAGGUCGAGUACUUCCUAUACGACUAA
This is a messenger RNA of Micromonas commoda, 1452 nucleotides long. RefSeq lists its product with no specific name. Bases 1 to 1452 code for a protein of 483 amino acids. NCBI's taxonomy places the organism in Eukaryota, Viridiplantae, Chlorophyta, Mamiellophyceae, Mamiellales, Mamiellaceae. The transcript has a single exon. The record is from RefSeq and is a predicted model, not a curated record.